Molecule: messenger RNA, 2068 nt
Organism: Cucurbita maxima (winter squash)
Lineage: Eukaryota; Viridiplantae; Streptophyta; Magnoliopsida; Cucurbitales; Cucurbitaceae
Product: glutamate dehydrogenase 1
Exons: 9
Coding region: 494-1729 (411 amino acids)
Biological process (GO): L-glutamate catabolic process
Cellular component (GO): mitochondrion
Molecular function (GO): L-glutamate dehydrogenase (NAD+) activity
Source: RefSeq, a predicted model, not a curated record
AGAAAGGCUGUGAGUGAGUGCAGAGUGGCAAAUGGGCGUGUGAGUUUGCAUUAUAUGCUUAUAUUCUCAUAUUCACAUUCUCUUCACUCAAAAUCUGCAUAUUGGCUCUGCAAUUUGAUAUGGAUUUGGCAGAGAUUGGUGGAGUAGAAGGAUAAUUCUUUUGGAGAUUGGAAUCUGAUUCUUCCACUUGUUGUGUUCGUGCUGGGUUAUGGUGUUUAUAAAUGGAUACCUAGGAGGGUAGUUCAUAGUUCUUCAAAACCCACUGUUCUGAGCUUCUUCUGUAUCUCACCUUUUUCCAGCACAUUUCCUUUCUGUGAAGGCCUAGCUUCAGCUCUUCCAUUUUUGUCUCUCCCCUAUCUCUAAAGCUAAAUAACUCAAAUCCCACAGUGUUUGUUUUUCUUGGAGAUAACACUGAGUCCAAGAUUCCAUUCCACUGAGUGGUUUGUUGUUGUUAUACAUAGCAGCUGCGGAUUACUCUUUCGAGAAUACGACCAUGAACGCACUAGCAGCAACAAACAGAAACUUCAAGCUUGCUGCUAGACUUCUCAGUCUCGAUUCAAAGCUCGAAAAGAGCUUGCUCAUUCCAUUUAGAGAAAUCAAGGUUGAGUGUACCAUACCCAAAGAUGAUGGCACAUUGGCAUCCUUUGUUGGUUUCAGGGUCCAGCAUGACAAUGCAAGAGGCCCCAUGAAGGGAGGGAUCAGAUAUCACCCAGAGGUUGACCCUGAUGAGGUAAAUGCUUUGGCACAAUUGAUGACGUGGAAGACAGCGGUCGCAAAUAUACCAUACGGUGGAGCGAAGGGCGGGAUAGGAUGUGAUCCUGGAGAAUUAAGUAUAUCGGAGCUGGAACGUCUUACCAGAGUUUUCACUCAAAAGAUACAUGAUCUUGUUGGUGUCCACACCGAUGUUCCAGCACCAGAUAUGGGAACAGGUCCACAGACAAUGGCAUGGAUCCUAGACGAGUAUUCCAAGUUUCAUGGCUACUCACCAGCGAUCGUAACAGGGAAACCUAUCGAUCUGGGUGGAUCUCUGGGCAGAGAUGCAGCAACAGGGCGAGGCGUGUUGUAUGCAACAGAGGCCUUAUUAAAUGAGUAUGGAAAGAGCAUAUCUGGUCAAAGAUUUGUCAUUCAGGGUUUCGGCAAUGUGGGGUCGUGGGCAGCACGACUUAUCAAUGAAAAUGGAGGAAAGAUUGUAGCUAUAAGCGAUGUGACAGGAGCAAUAAAGAAUGACAAUGGGAUAGAUAUUCCAAGCUUACUAAAAUAUGCAAAAGAACACAAAGGUGUGAAAGGUUUUGAUGGGGGAAAUCCAAUUGAUCCCCAGUCUAUUUUGGUUGAAGACUGUGACAUAUUGAUACCAGCAGCCCUUGGAGGCGUCAUCAACAAGGAAAAUGCCAAUGAAAUCAAAGCUAAGUUCAUAAUAGAAGCAGCCAAUCACCCAGCAGACCCAGAGGCCGAUGAGAUAUUGGCAAGAAAAGGAGUUGUUAUUCUACCAGAUAUUUAUGCAAAUUCAGGGGGAGUUACAGUUAGCUACUUCGAGUGGGUUCAGAACAUCCAAGGUUUCAUGUGGGAGGAAGAGAAGGUAAACAAUGAACUGAAGACUUACAUGACGAAGGGCUUCAAAGAUGUGAAGGAGAUGUGCAAGACCCAUAAUUGUGACCUCCGCAUGGGAGCUUUUACACUUGGAGUCAACCGAGUCGCCAGAGCCACUGUGUUGAGGGGUUGGGAAGCCUAAGCAACUGCUUCUCUCAGGUCUGAAUAAAUGGGGAGAUGCUCCACUCCCUCACCUUAGUGCUGCUUCCUUUCCUGCUGUAUUUCCUCCUGCAUACAACGACCACUUUUUCAUAGCGUUAGUUAUUUUUAUUGGACAAGCAUGCAAGGACUACCAUCUCAGCUCUAAAAAAUGCCAAAUAAAUGGCGUAGUUUUGCUUCCUCCUGAUACCUAUUGAUAGGAGAUUUAAGGAUUGAUUUCGGAUGAGAGGAGUCCUCUCUAGGCUUCAGCCAUUCACUUGGCUUACCAACUUCUUGACAGUAAAAGAAAUGAGAACAGUUUUCAAACAGUACUGUAGAACUA